CUCACCCUGUCUUGCAGAUUUGAACUGGCAACCUUUAGGUCAGCAACCCAACCUUCAGUUCAGCAGUUCAGCUGGCACAAGAGUUUAACCCGUUGUGCCACCAUACCUCCUAUCUUCAGGCCUUGGAAAGUUUCCAGGAAAAAUAAUGAGUACAGUAGAGUCUCACUUAUCCAAGCUAAUCCUUGGAUAAGCGAAUAUCUUGGAUAAUAAGGAGGGAUUAAGGAAAAGCCUAUUAAACAUCGAAUUAGGUUAUGAUUUUACAAAUUAAGCACCAAAACAUCAUGUUAUACAACAAAUUUGACAGAAAAAGUAGUUCAAUGCACAGUAAUGUUAUGUUGUAAUUACUGUACUUACAAAUUUAGCACCAAAAUAUCAUGAUAUAUUGAAAACAUUGACUACAAAAAUGGCUUGGAUAAUCCAGAGGCUUGGAUAAGCGUGGCUUGGAUAAGUGAGACUCUACUGUAAUACUAAAUGAUAACAUGAAUCUGUCUAGAGGAGAGUGACUGAAAUGAUCAAGGCUUUGGAGAAUAAUCCCUAUGAGGAGCGGUUUAAAGAUCUGGGCAUGUUUUGCAUGUAGAUGAGAAGGUUGAGAGGAGACUUGACGGCCAUGUAUAAUAAUGUGAGAGGAAGUCAUAGGGAGGAUGGACCAAGCUUGUUGCCUUCUGCCUUGGAGACUAGAACUUGGAAGAAUGGCUUCAAACAAAUAACCCACAUUACGUGCUUUGAACUGGGAUAUAUGGCAGUAAGGACUCAGACAAUCCAGUUCAAAGCAGGUAAUGUGGGUUAUCCUGCCUUGAUAUCCUGAGUUAUAGAGCUGUGUGGAAGGGCCCAAAUUCUUUCUCCUUCUCUGCCAAAUAAUGCUGGAAAGUGUCCAGAGGAGGGCCACAUCUAAGGCAGGCAUCCUCAGAGGUUGUGAGGUGUGUUGGAAACUAGGCAAGUGGGGUUUGUAUAUCUUUGUUGAGAGGUGUUAGCUGGCCCUGAUUGUUUCAUGUUUGGAAUUCCCCUGUUUUUGAGUGUUCUUUUUUCACUGUCCUGAUUUUAUUUAUUUAUUUAUUUCCCAUACUUCUGUCCCGCCCUUCUCACCCGAAGAGGUCUCAGGGUGGCCUCACAACUGACAACAAUUUGAUGACCGACAUACAAAUUCCAAUAACAUAAUGACAAUUAAACUCAAACAUUUAAACAAAAACUACUAAAAACAACAAGUACAAUCACACAAGUUCAAAAUCAUAGUCCAGAAUCAGUCCAGUGGUCAAUACUUAAAAAGUCCUCAAGUAUUGCACUGCUAGGAAUAAUGCUCAAAUGCUUGGUCCAUAACCAUGUCUAGCAAGGCUAUUCUAUGCUAAUCAAGGUGAUCAAUUGCAGUUAUUCACACUUGCCCUAUUAUCCAACAUUUUUUGCUUACCCAACACUCAACUGGCCAUUUAUGUGGGAUAACUGAGACUACUGUACUUGGAUGGAGCAGCAGGCUGUAUUUCUGCUGUGUUGUCAUAAGCUGAAAGUUGUUCUAUGUCAUUCCCCUUCCUUGUAUGACGAGUUGGGUUUUUUAGCAGAAAAUGUCAAGCAAGAAGAAGCCAUCAGGAGCAUUUCAUCGUAAAAGGAGGUUGCAGCAUUGCAAAGAAGAUGAGAAUCAAGCUAAAGCAUUGCAAAGGUUUUUAACGACUUCACCAUCAUGUGAGACAGAAAACCCAGAGACAACAAAAUUGACUGAAUCAGAUCAUGAUGAUGACGGCAAGAUACCAAUAUCUGAGCCUCUACCUGGACCAUCAACAAGUCAAGACUUCACUGCAACUUCAGCAACACCAUUAGCACCUUUAAAUAUUGGUUGUGACAUAACUAGGACCGACACGGAAGAUGUGGAUGAUGAUUUAUUAGGAGAUGUAGUCCUGCCAUCUACAAGUCGGCAAACCAUUGAAUCUGAACAAAGCAGAGACCCAUUAUUAUUGCUUUCAAAUGACUGUGGAGAGUGGCCACUCAAAAUAAAUGACGAGGCACGGAAAUUACUUGUUGAACGAGGACCUCAGCAAGUCAGAGGCAUAAAUUUCCCAAAGGACAUUAAUGGAAGGAAAUUUUCCUCAUAUCAUUAUACAAGGAAGCUGUGCAAUGGAGAGCAAGUCAACAGAUAUUGGCUACUGUAUUCUGUAUCAAAAAAUGCAGUGUUUUGUUUUUCUUGCAAAAUUUUUGGAAAUGCCAAAUCUGUUUUUGCUAGUAGCCAAGGGUAUUCUGACUGGAGUAACUUGGGCAAGCUUUUGACCAGUCAUGAGAAAUCCCGUACUCAUAUUAAAAACCGUGCAUCUUGGCAUGAACUCUCUCAACGUUUACAUUUAAAGAAAACUAUUGAUGCAGAGCAUGAAAGACUUAUUUAUGGUGAAAGUAAACACUGGCAGCAAGUUCUGAAACGCUUGCUAUGUAUUGUACGGUUUUUGGGGGUUCAAGGAUUGGCAUUUAGAGGGACAAAAGAUGUUCUAUUUGAACCAGAUAAUGGCAACUUUUUAAAAUUGGUAGAACAUAUAGCACAGUUUGAUGAUCCGAUGGCCGAACAUGUGAGAAGAGUCAGUUCCAAAGAAACACAUGUUCACUAUUUGAGCAAAAAUGUCCAGAACGAGUUUAUUGCUUUCUUGUCAGGCAAGAUCCAGAAUAAUAUUUUACAACACUACACGAGGCAACGUAUUAUUCUAUUAUAUUAGACUGCACUCCUGAUAUUAGCAACACCGAACAAAUGACAUUGGUGGUAAGAUUCGUUAAAUGUGAAGCAAAUGAAGAUGCCUCAAUUAAGGAACAUUUUUUAGGCUUUGUUCCUGUUGCCAAUCCUUCAGGUGAAGGUCUCACAGAAAUAUUACUCAAAGAGUUGGAAGCACGACACAUUCCAUUAAAAAACAUGAGAGGCCAGGGCUAUGAUAAUGGUUCUGCAAUGAAGGGAAAACAUGUUGGAGUCCAGAGGAGGAUCCUUGAUUUAAAUCUUAGAGCCUUUUAUGUACCAUGUGGAAACCACUCCCUGAACUUGGUCGUAAAUGAUGCAGCUCUGUCUUGCAGUAUUGCAGCAGAGUGUUUCACCAUCAUACAAGACCUCUAUAACGUUUUUCAAGUUCUCCUCUAAGAUGGAGUAUUUUGUUGAAGCAUGUUUCAACUCUCACACUCAAACCACUCAGCAAUACUAGGUGGGAAAGUAGAAUCGAGGCAUUGUUGCCUUUGAGGUACCAUAUUGAAGAAGUAUAUGACACCUUAUAUGAAGCUUCUCAAUGUCAGAAAUUUGAUGGAUAUUAUAAGACCCAUGCUGUUGCUCUUCUUAAAAGACUGCAAAGCUUCACGUUUCUGUGCAGUUUAGUGUCAUGGCAUGAGAUCCUGAAUAAGAUCAAUAUGGUUAGUAAACAGAUGCAAAAAGUGACAAUUGAUCUUCAAAGUUCUAUGGAUCUUAUUAAGAGUGUGAAAACAUUCCUAGAAAGGAUGAAAUCUGAAGAAGGGCUAAAUAGCGUCAUUACAGAUGCAAAGGAACUUGCAGGAAAAAAUCGAUGCUACUUCCGACUUUGAAAAAGAACCACUACCUCGACCGAGAAAAGUAAGCAGACAGUUUUCCUAUGAAAGUAAAGAUGAAACUGUACAUUCUGGUAAAGGUUCUUUUAAAGUGAACUUCUUUUUU
This is a messenger RNA of Anolis carolinensis (green anole), 3634 nucleotides long. RefSeq lists its product as uncharacterized. The transcript has 2 exons. The record is from RefSeq and is a predicted model, not a curated record. Bases 1554 to 2684 code for a protein of 376 amino acids. NCBI's taxonomy places the organism in Eukaryota, Metazoa, Chordata, Lepidosauria, Squamata, Anolidae.